This is a messenger RNA of Fusarium pseudograminearum CS3096, 4716 nucleotides long. RefSeq lists its product as uncharacterized. Bases 1 to 4716 code for a protein of 1571 amino acids. The transcript is spliced from 4 exons. Gene Ontology annotation, molecular function: protein binding. The record is from RefSeq and is a predicted model, not a curated record. NCBI's taxonomy places the organism in Eukaryota, Fungi, Ascomycota, Sordariomycetes, Hypocreales, Nectriaceae.
AUGAAACCUCGCCUUAAAUUUUCUUGGUUUAUUCAGAAGUUCAAUAAGCUUAGGAAGCUCUCAAGUUUGCUGGCAAAGCACAGCCCUCCUCCUUCGACAUCACCUCCACAACCUCCUGCCGACAACCAAAAAACCACUGAGACAAUGGCUCUUCAUACAGGAGGCACAGAUCUAAGCGAAGACGAAAUGUCCUUUGACGAUCUAUGGGAUAAGGCUGCGAAAUACUUUGAAGACGUUUGCGGAAAAUCACUCCGUGAUGGCGACCUACGAACCUUUGACGACGUUCAGAAGCAGAUUGAAAAGCAGAACCAAUUGUACUCUGAUAGCGACGAUAAAUCGAAAAAACAGACACCCUUCCCUCUAGCGGCCGAAAUGACAAGCAGAGCACUAGACUUUGUCCUAAGUGUCCCACAGCAAAAUCACGAUUACAAUGAAGCUGUGGACAAAGUCUUUCCACAUGUCUCUACUGCUCUUGCAGAGUUCAAGAUCUAUCGUAAGAUAGAUAACAAACCUCUCUUACCGGAAAUACAUCAUGUCCUCAGUUGUUUCGUGAGGCUCUGUGCUCUGGUUGUCAAGCACCAUCAAGGUGGCAAACGAGCGCUUAUCAAAGGGGUUCUGAAUCGCGCCCUUCGUAUCGAUGACGAGCUGGACCAACAACUUGUGGAAUUCAAUCAGGCAAUGCAAAGUAAGCAUUAUCUUCAAGCAACGAUAACACUUUCUAUGUUGGAAAAAGUACAAGAGGUCACUGGCCAAACAAAUGAAAGAGUCAAUGCCUUGUACGCCGAGCAAGACCGAGCUAAGAUUCUCCGCAAUAUCGGCGACUACCUUGGUAUACCUCCAACAGUUAACAUUGAUAGGAGAUCUACUCAGACACGCCAGGAUAUCUCGGAGAAAUGUUUUGAGAAAACUGGUCAAUGGAUAUGGAAACACCGCGACUAUACCAUUUGGACAGGAACAAAUAGUAAGGCCAAAAGGACAACUAUGCCUCACGUUCUUCUUGUCUUGGGUGCUAAGUCAACGGGCAAAACAUGCACAUGUGCUCAGAUCAUCCAGCAUCUGGAACAGAUGAGAAAUCGGACAUACAUUGCCCACUACUUCUUCCCUGCCGAGGGUGCCUUGAAGAAGGCCAGUGACAGGAAAACAAUUGCAUGGGCUCUCAGAUACAUGGCGUUCCAGAUCGCUCGUGUCGACGCAACAGUGCGAAACUCAUUGGACAAGGCAUGUGGUAAUGAGUCUGUUGCAUUUCGUCGCGACAUAGGAUCUUCCAAAGAAGAGCUUCAUGAACUAUGGAAAAGCUUCGGUAUUGCUCUGCCGGGAUCGAGCGCUACCUAUUAUCUUGUUUUUGACGGGCUCGAAAACCUCACUGCCGAUGAAGUCGAUGCGCUUUUUGGUUUCGUCCAGAAAGCUGGCCCGGGACCAAUGACGACAAGAAACCUGCGAAUUAUCUUGAGCGGUAAGCCCGAGCAAUUCAACGACAGGAGCAUGUUCGACAAGGUAUUGAAGAUUACAAUGGGGGACGAUAGUCAGGAAGACAUGCAAAUUAUCGUUCACGAAGAGCUUGCCCGCAAGAGAGUGUUGGAGAAGUGCUAUGAUGUCAGGAAGCAAUCCGACGCUAGGAAGCUGAUAUUAGACAAAUUGCCCUCAAAGGUUAAAGGGAACUAUGCUGAGCUUCACUUAUGGCUUGAUCGUAUAGCGGGAGCUUUCAACAAUGACACCCCUCUCGAUAGUCUCGCUGAGCUGUUGGACAGACCAACUCAAGUUUAUGAAGUGGUUAUCGACUCUUUGGAAAGGACUUUGACCGCCAAAGAAAUUGAUAAGCUAAACGAACUCCUCAAGCAUAUCAUAUUCAGGCAAUUCCCCCCAACCAUGAAGCAACUCGAAGCAGUUAUGCGUUUACACUUCAAUGAAACAGCGUCGGUAGAAGGCAUUGAUACGAUGGUCAGAAACAGAUACUCAUCUAUCCUGAAGAUCGAGCAAGAUGUGGUUCAAGUCCAAGAGGGAUUCGAGAAAUAUCUCGCCGAGAAAGCAAAAACGUCCUCGUCAGAACAAGAGUCCCUCUCCCAUUCCCCUUCCACUAUUAGCAUGGCUCUCACACUCAAUCAUGUUGGUCGUAAGCGGGCUGCGGAAUACUUCUGGAACCUCACACAGAUGGCGAUGCAACCGAACUUCACUUUUGACUUUACCAACCCGGUGAAGAAGGACAAUCAGAGACAAGGCCAAAUCGCUGUUGACGAAUUCGAGGCGCACCUCGCCAUCGUCAAGCACGCUUUCAAGAACAUGGAUAGCGAGCCGCGAGUCGACCACCAGUCCAACACCAGGUAUCUCGUUGAAUGGUUACCUCACCACCUUUUUCGGUUGCGCGAGCUUGAAAAUCAGAGUCAUCAUGGUGUUCUGCUUGCCCAUCAACAGCGCGAGAUUGGAGAAAAUCUGUAUAAACUAUUCACUGAUGGUUCAGUGUUUCAACUGCAUAAGUCGGCCUUUGAACGAGUAUAUUGGACAUCAUUCGAGAUGGAAACCUUACAGGAAUGGCUAGUGGACUCAGCUGUGAGGCGACAGGACAAAGAAUGGUUUAAGAAUGUCCUCUCAGCCCGUAAUGUGAUAGAAGGGUAUCUCAAAGAGUUUAUCAGGUGGGUGAUCACAGAGUUCUUGAGGGACAGAACAUGGGACGCAUCAAUGGCAUAUCGUUGGAUCGAAGAGUUCAUGGAGAAAGAUUCUGAGACGAUUUCGCUUGUCGAGGAGCCUAUCAACGCUGAGUUCAGUGGCAAAUGGGCUCAGGUAAGCGAAUGGUGUCGUAAGGCUCUAGACCUAACGGUGGAAUCUCUUGACUCACUCUGGUAUGAGCGUCUUGCCAAAGCCGCAUCACUAGAAGAUGGAUAUGAGUUGCACUUAUCCAUUCCAAUCUAUCGGUGUGCCAUAGGCCGGGCGAAUCCAAGCUGGCUUUGCUAUCGAGAUUAUGGGAUCAUUCAGCACAGACAAGGUCAAGCGGAAGAAGCCAUGAAGAACGUCAAGAAGGCUUUGAGUAACGCAAAGGCAUCAAAUGCCGAUCCGAAACCGAGCGAGAGUGAUAUCACAGAGCUCAAUCUACUUCUCGGUGGCUAUGCCUAUGAAACCGGGAGUAUGGAAAGUGCAGAGACAUACUACACAUCGGCAUGUGACAAGGGGGAUACCGACCAAGCUCUGAAAGGACUGUUAGGCUGCCUCAAGAUCAAGCUUAACACUCUUAGUUCUCAGGAAAUGAGGAUAUGGCUUCGUGGCAGGCUUUGUGGAGACGAUCAGCAAGGGGAUAUGUGUGGCGUCUUGGAACUGAUGGCUGGAGAUCCAGACCACCACAACCUUUUCCCCAUGAUGUUCUCUGUUUUCAAAAAGGAUCUCGGUAUGUUGCAGAAAGUAGUAACCAUCAUGGCAAGUGGGUCACAUGGGUUCGAAAGGCCAGACAAUGGCGUAGCCAAAGCUUCUGGAUUGGCAAACAACUCGACUGAACAGGGGACGGAUGGAAUAUUGCUUUACUAUGCGGGCGUUGCAGCAUAUGGAAACAAUCAACUGUCAAAUGGCCCGGGAUCUACCUUCGACGCGAUAUCUCUUUGGGUUGCUAGUCGUGACGAGCUGGAAACUAUUCGCAGCGACAACGCUAUCAUUAUCCGAUCAAACGCAUCUGCGGCCUUGGCACGUCAUUACUUUCAACUCAUGCUGAGUAACGACGAAUAUUAUGAAGUCUACAAGCGAAAACUCGAAGAUCUGAAGCCCGAUGACUGGAAAUUCGAUGACUUGUUCAACAAUGAUGAAGUAGUUGGGUGGCUGGUUUCAAUCAACACCAUUCGCGGCCAGAUGCAGGAGGUUCAGAAGCUAUUGAAGCCAAGAUUGAGAAAGGCGAUAUCCAUUCUUUCGGACGACAUACCCGAAAACGACAUCGUUGGUCUAUUCGCAAUCCACAUGGCUACUGCAGCAUGCAAGGACCUGAAAAAUGCAGCCAUUGCCUUGUCUCUUGUCGGCCAACCGGACUUGGUCACAGAUGCUUUGCUCUUCAGAGAUGAAGACAAAUAUGUACCAGAAGGAAUCAACGGAGAGCAGCUGUGGGACAGGUACAACAAUCUGGCCGAACGAACGAUCAGCAUCGCGAUGGCGAAAGUACCUGACGCUGCAGCACAAAGUCGAAGGAUACAGUUUGCCAAGUUGUACAUUGAGAAAGAGACCGAGGCCUUGAAAACCCCCGAAAACGACAUAAUGCCAAACGAUGAAGAACGUGCAACCAUCAUGGCUGCUCAUCAGUUGAUCAAAGACCGCCUGCAUCGGGUAGAUACCAAAAAGCCAGAAAUACCCAUUCAGUGGUCUUGUGACGGCCGCACUGAAGAUGGCAAGCAAUGCAAAAAACAAUCCGACUUCGGCGAGGAGUUUUAUCACUGUCUUUACUGUUGGCAAAGAGACUUUUGUCGAGAUUGUCUAGUCCGUCUACGCGACCCCAACUCUAAUGUUAUCACUGUAUGCAAUGGGGGACACGAAUGGAUGCUAACACCACCCCAAGGGUCAAGCUUCUAUCUAGGAACACGAGCAAAGACUGUAAGGAAACCGAGCAGUGUUAAACCUGUCUCGGGUGAUAGACAAAUCUUGGAAGCGCGCUACGAUCAGGACACAGAGGGUGUCGGUUCGGAGAUGACUACAAAGGAAUGGAUACACAGUAUCAGAGACAGAUAUCUUCAAGGUGACCUAAAAUUGGAGUAG